GGACCCGGAGAUCCGUGGAGAGCGGAGAGCUCGGUCUGCACUGCCCACGCCGCUGGCAGCGAGGCUGUCUCCGGAAGGCGGACCGGCGCUAGCCCAGUACCCGCUCUCGGCUGCCCGCUGCUCUCCUCUGCGCCCCUGCCAAUCUCAUUCAGGACGUAGUGACCGGUUUUUUGUUUUGUUUUGUUUUGUUUUGUUUUUUUCUUAAUCACAAGGGCGUGGGUCAGCCUCCCCUAGGACUUCAUGUCUGUAUAUUUCCCCAUUCACUGCUCUGACUAUCUGAGAUCGGCUGAGAUGACCGAGGUGAUGAUGAACGCUCCAUCCAUGGAAGAGAUUGGUCUCAGCCCCCGAAAGGAUGGCCUUUCCUACCAGAUCUUUCCAGACCCAUCAGACUUUGACCGUUGCUGCAAGCUGAAGGACCGCCUGCCCUCCAUAGUGGUGGAACCCACUGAAGGAGAGGUGGAGAGCGGGGAGCUCCGGUGGCCCCCUGAGGAAUUCCUGGUCCAGGAGGAUGAGCAAGACAACUGUGAAGAGACAACAAAAGAAAAGAAGGACCAGUAGAGUCCAUGCAGGCUUGCCUGGGUCAUGCCAGCCAGCACACCUGAACUGUUUUUUCUCAUGGUGAUGGAAGAAGAGAGUGAGCCACAGUCAUUGUGAAAAUGUCAAAUGAGGCUUCCGUUUUGCACCUGAAAA
Messenger RNA from Mus pahari (shrew mouse), 690 nucleotides. RefSeq names its product LBH regulator of WNT signaling pathway (gene Lbh). Bases 241 to 558 code for a protein of 105 amino acids. Gene Ontology annotation, biological process: positive regulation of DNA-templated transcription. The transcript has 3 exons. Gene Ontology annotation, cellular component: nucleus. The record is from RefSeq and is a predicted model, not a curated record. Lineage: Eukaryota; Metazoa; Chordata; Mammalia; Rodentia; Muridae.